Messenger RNA from Chanos chanos (milkfish), 654 nucleotides. RefSeq names its product hepatocyte cell adhesion molecule-like. The record is from RefSeq and is a predicted model, not a curated record. The coding region runs from base 1 to 654 and encodes 217 amino acids. NCBI's taxonomy places the organism in Eukaryota, Metazoa, Chordata, Actinopteri, Gonorynchiformes, Chanidae. The transcript is spliced from 4 exons.
AUGUAUCUGAGUGCCACUAAUGUGCUGGGAGUUACUGGGGAUGAAGUGAAGACAGUGAGAGAGGGAGAGACUGUUACUCUACACACUGGUUUUACUGGACUACAGAGUGAUGUUCUGAUACUGUGGUUUCAUGGACCUGUGGACCCUAAGACAAAAAUAGUUCAGAGUCAGGUCCUCAGAGGAGAGAUUAUAACAGAAUACAGUGAUAGAUUCAGAGACAGACUGCAGCUGGACAGACAGACUGGAUCUCUCACCAUCAGGAACAUCAACAUCACAGACUCUGGAGUUUAUAAAGUACAAAUCAUCAGUGGAGAGGAUUCAUAUAAGAUUUUCAGCUACACUGUCUAUGCUACUGUUCCUGCUCCUCUUGUUGGAAAAAAACAGGGUCGUUCAGCAGUAAGUGGAUCAUCUGGUCCAAAGUGUUCAGUAGUGUGUUCAGUGGAGAAUGGGAGAGAUGUGACUCUGUCCUGGUACAAAGGGAAAGAGAUAUUGAACCAGACCAGCAGCCCUGAUCUCAACACCAACCUCUCUCUCCCUCUGGAGAUAGAAGAUCAGGACAACAACACCUACAGCUGUGUAGCUGAUAACCCAGUCAGUCAGCAGACAACACAACUCAACAUUACUGAACUCUGCUCUCACAUCUCAAGGAACUGA